This is a messenger RNA of Humulus lupulus (European hop), 2351 nucleotides long. RefSeq lists its product as uncharacterized. The transcript has 6 exons. Gene Ontology annotation, biological process: SRP-dependent cotranslational protein targeting to membrane. NCBI's taxonomy places the organism in Eukaryota, Viridiplantae, Streptophyta, Magnoliopsida, Rosales, Cannabaceae. Bases 77 to 2080 code for a protein of 667 amino acids. Gene Ontology annotation, molecular function: 7S RNA binding; protein binding; ribosome binding. Gene Ontology annotation, cellular component: signal recognition particle, endoplasmic reticulum targeting. The record is from RefSeq and is a predicted model, not a curated record.
CUGAAACCUGCCUUGUAUUCUUGGAGUUGGAUUUUCUAGCUUCUGUUUGGAAAGCAAGAAAGUGUGAAACAAAGCCAUGGCUCCGAAGCCUAAAGACAAAGCGAAACCCCCACAGGCGGCAUCGCAGCCGCCACCUCCUAUUGAAGAUCUCUUUGCUUCUCUCAACAAGCACAUUCAGAGAUCCGAAUUUGAACAAGCUGUCAAAGUCGCAGAUCAAGUUCUGUCAAUUGUCCCUGGGGACGAAGACGCGAUUAGAUGCAAGGUUGUGGCUUUGAUCAAGGCUGAUAAUAUAGAGGGGGCUCUUUCCGCCAUUGAGACUUACAAGAAAUCAACUGUUGAUUUCAACUUCUUCAAGGCAUACUGCUUGUACAGACAAAACAAGUUAGAUGAAGCUCUGGGCUCCCUGAAAAAUCAAGAGCGAGAUCCUGCAACCAUGCUUUUAGAAUCUCAGAUACUAUACCGUUUAGAAAAAUUGGAUGCCUGUAUUGAGAUCUAUCAAAAGCUUCAGAAGUCCAAGAUUGAUUCUUUGGAGAUAAAUUCUGUGGCUAGCUUGGUUGCUGCUGGAAGGGCUUCAGAAGUACAAGGAAUGUUGGAGGCACUACGGGUUAAAGCGACUAGCAGCUUUGAAUUGGCAUUUAACACUGCUUGCUCAUUAAUUGACAGAAACAAGUAUGCAGAUGCUGAACACCUCCUGUUGUCAGCCAGAAGAAUUGGUCAAGAAACAUUAAUGGAGGACAAUUUGCCUGAUGAUGAGAUAGAAAUUGAGUUGGCACCGAUAGCUGUUCAGUUGGCCUAUGUUAAACAGCUCCUUGGGAAUAAACAAGAGGCUGCUGAAGCAUACACAGACAUAUUUAAACGAGAUCUAGCUGAUGAGUCAUCACUUGCAGUGGCUGUGAACAACCUAAUUGCGGUAAGAGGUCCAAAAGAUGUUUCUGAUGGUCUAAGGAAAUUUGAUAGGCUGAAAGAGAAGGAUAUACAAAACUUUCAGCUUGCCCGUGGUCUUGAUUUAAAGUUGUCGCCGAAGCAAAGGGAAGCAAUAUAUGCAAAUCGGAUACUUUUACUUCUUCAUGCAAAUCGGCUGGAUCAGGCUCGAGAGCUUGUUGCUACAAUUUCAGAGAUGUUUCCUCAUUCUGUAACGCCAGUACUACUCCAGGCUGCAGUUCUGGUCAGAGAAAAUAAAGCCGUGAAAGCUGAAGAAAUCUUGGGGCAGUUUGCUGAGAAGUUCCCAGAAAAGUCCAAGAUUGUUAUCUUAGCAAGGGCACAAGUUGCUGCUGCUGCCAAUCAUCAUCAGGUUGCUGCUGAGUCCCUCGCCAGUAUACCCGAUAUCCAGCACAUGCCUGCCACUGUUGCCACCAUCGUUUCUCUCAAAGAGCGUGCAGGAGAUGUUGAUGGUGCAGCUGCUGUGCUUGAUGCUGCAAUCAAAUGGUGGUCAAAUUCCAUGAACGAUGACAACAAGCUUAAUGUCAUCAUGCAAGAGACUGCUUCCUUCAUGCUCAGACAUGGUCGAGAAAAGGAUGCUGCAAGUCUGUACGAGGAGCUUGUGAAAAGCCAUGGAAGUGUUGAAGCAUUGGUUGGGCUGGUAAGUACUGUUGCUCGUGUGGAUGUUAGCAAAGCAGAAGCAUAUGAGAAAAAGCUUAAACCAUUACCAGGAUUGAAGGGAGUCAAUGUGGAUAGUUUGGAAAAGACAUCUGGGGCUAAACAUGUUGAGAUUGCUUCUCAUGACAAGGCCACUGAAGCGUUUGACGAGGGGAAGAAAGCAAAGGCAAAGAAAAAGAGAAAGAGAAAGCCAAAGUAUCCUAAAGGGUUUGACCCUGCAAAUCCAGGACCUCUUCCAGAUCCUGAAAGGUGGCUUCCUAAGAGAGAGAGGUCAAGCUACAGACCAAAGAGAAAGGAUAAGAGAGCAGCUCAGAUAAGAGGUUCUCAGGGUGCUGUAACUAGAGAUAAAAAUGAAGGUGGCUCUUCGGGUGCCGCCUCCAGUACUUCCAAUUCAAAAUCAAAUCAAGCAACCACCUCAAAAGCAGCCUCUUCAACAUCAGACCAACCUAAAUCCAAGUCCAAAAAAAAGAAGUCCAGGAACUAACCUUAAUUUGUCCUCCCCCACUCUUAAUGCCCAUUCGACAUUUUGCAGAUUUUGCUUAAUUUCUGAUCAUUUUCCUUAAAUGACUACAGCUAGUUGGUAUUUAAAAGUGCAUCUUCGGCCUUGCCGUUACUUUGUUUUAAGGCGUUAUAAACCAGUUGAUUAGUUUAGCUACAGAGAGCAUGGUAUGAACUGUUUGCUAUUUUCUGGUAUUCAGUGGAGACUUGAAAUGCGUUUAUGUCAAUUUAUCCCAAUUCAUAUCUUUUAAAAUUAA